Messenger RNA from Drosophila takahashii, 1586 nucleotides. Its product is annotated as glutamate transporter polyphemus. Gene Ontology annotation, molecular function: L-amino acid transmembrane transporter activity. Lineage: Eukaryota; Metazoa; Arthropoda; Insecta; Diptera; Drosophilidae. The record is from RefSeq and is a predicted model, not a curated record. Gene Ontology annotation, biological process: amino acid transmembrane transport.
UGUAAUCAUUUUAAAAGAACUCAAAAAUAUCAAACAUGGCCGAUAAAGGAGGCUAUAAUCCGUACGAAAAUCGACAUGUGGCCAAACCGAUAUCCGACUUCGGGGCCUUUAUUUUGCUACUCAAGAGCGUGGUGGGAACCGGAGUUUUGUCCCUGCCCUUGGCUUUUUACUUCGCUGGUAUCAUCAAUGGCGUUAUCCUGCUCAUUCUGGUCUGCAUAAUGCUAAUUCAUGGCAUUCAGUUGCUGAUUAUUUGCAUGGUGGAGUGCUCUCGACGGAUGCAGAUUGGCUAUGCCACCUUUCCACAGGCGAUGGAAUACUCCUUUGGCCAGGGACCCAAGUGUUUUAGGUAUUGUUCAAAGGCAGGCGGGUAUUUCUGCGAUGGCGUAUUGGGAUUUUCGCAAUUCGGCGUUUGUGUCGUGUACACUGUCUUCGUUUCGGCCAACUUCAAGCAGCUCAUUGACUUCUACUUCGGAGUGGCUGACAUCAGGAUCUAUGUAGCCUGCAUCGGACUCCUCCUGAUCGGGCCCUUUCUGAUCCGCAAACUGAAGUACCUGAUACCCUUCAAUAUAGUGGCCACCAUUCUCAUUUACUCCGGCUUCUUCAUGAUGAUGUACUAUGUGUUCUUGGAUAUGCCCUCGAUAUCGGAACGCAAUAUCUUUUUUGGCCCCAUUGAGCUGCUGCCUUUAUUUUUUGGCAUUGCCAUUUUCUCCAUCACUUCGGUGGGCGUGAUGCUGGCCAUCGAGUCCGAGAUGAGCAACCCACAACAUUACAUCGGUUGGUUUGGGGUUCUCGAUUGGGCCAUUUUGAUAGUUAUGAUAUCGUAUAUCUUUUUUGGAAUCGUGGGCUACUGGCGCUAUGGCGACAAAAUAGAAGACAGUAUCUCACUCAAUAUUCCCACAGACCAAGUACUUGCUCAGGUUUCCAAGGGUUUUAUAGCCAUGGCCAUUUUCCUGUCGUAUCCCCUGGCCGGCUAUGUGGUAAUCGACAUUAUCAUGAAUCAUUAUUGGAACAAGAGUGGCGAACUGAAGCACGCGUUCUUAAAGGAGGAACUCCUCCGGGUAGGGAUGGUGUUGCUUACCACCAUAACUGGCAUCCUUGUCCCGAAUCUGGGUCCCCUGCUAUCGCUGGUCGGAGCUCUUACCAUAUCACUUUUGAACCUGGUGUUUCCCGCCCUGAUCGAGAUCUGCCUGUAUUAUCCGCCGGAGUACAACUAUGGCAGACUUAAAUGGAAGCUCGUAAAGGACAUCAUGUAUGUAAUCAUUGGCCUCGUUAUUUUGGUGCAAGGCACCGUCUUUGCCAUACUGAGUAUGAUCAAGGAGUGGGGCGGUGGAAGACAAGGGGACACCACUGGCGCCACGGAUGGAACCACAACGAUGGACACAACAACGGUGGGCAAUAUCACCACCGUGCUCACCACAGCCAUUGCAGAACCUACUCAGGAACCCGCUUUCAGAUUUCUGUAAGCCGGAAAUGUACCCCCCAUUAAAUACUGAGCAAGAAACCCCUUUGUAUUCGGCCGUUAUCUCACACUCCUUUUCUAAAAACUGCUGAAGUCGUUACAAAAUUCUGUUGGCAAUUAGUGUACU